UCGGUUACAGGAUGGAAAUUCCCGGCCUCCCCGGGGAGGGAGCUCGGGCUCCGCGCUCUGAAAGGCUCAUUUAUCCCCGCGCUGCCGCCCAGAGCGGCGGAGACGGGCUCCGUCCUCCUCCUCGGCCCCGGCGCAUCCACCCCCCCGCCAUGCCCCGCACCGUGUCCCGCACCGUGUCCCGCACCCCGGCCGUCCCGCUGCUGCUGCUCCUGGCGCUGCUGCUGGCGGCGGCCCCGCCGCCCGGCGCCUCGGAGAGCCCGAAGGGGAAGCAGAAGGCGCUUCGGCAGCGGGAGGUGGUGGACGUGUACAACGGCGGCGUUUGCUUGCAAGGCCCCAGUGGCGUUCCUGGACGGGAUGGAAACCCUGGAACCAACGGGAUCCCCGGGACACCUGGAAUCCCGGGACGGGACGGGCUGAAGGGGGAGAAGGGGGAGUGCAUGCGCGAGAGCAUCGAGGAGUCCUGGACGCCCAACUUCAAGCAGUGUUCGUGGAGCGCGCUUAAUUACGGCAUCGAUCUUGGGAAGAUCGCAGAAUGCACAUUCACGAAGAUGCGGUCGAACAGCGCCCUGCGCGUGCUCUUCAGCGGGUCGCUGCGGCUGAAAUGCAAAACGGCCUGUUGUCAGCGCUGGUACUUCACUUUCAACGGAGCAGAAUGUGCCGGGCCACUUCCUAUUGAAGCCAUAAUAUAUCUAGAUCAAGGCAGCCCGGAGCUGAAUUCCACCAUUAAUAUACACCGAACUUCUUCAGUGGAAGGGCUGUGUGAAGGGAUCAAUGCCGGCUUGGUGGAUAUUGCCAUCUGGGUCGGGACUUGCUCAGAUUAUCCAAGGGGAGAUGCUUCUACUGGAUGGAAUUCAGUCUCCCGAAUCAUCAUUGAAGAACUGCCAAAAUAACCUUCCCUCCCUUUUUAUAAUCUCUCCCUAUUUUUUUUUACUUUGUACUAUUUUCUUCACAAGUUAUUUCUAGAGUUGGAUGCAAGUGUUUGACUGAAACGCACCAAACUCUUGCAUCUGUAGUGUUUGUCAAGCCUUUUUUUGCACAUUGCAGAGGCUUUUUGUAAUAACCAUUUUAGAAUACAAACAUCAAGACCAAGUUCAUUAACUUUUUUAAUUCCUUGUUUAAUGUAUAAAAAUAUACCACCGCCAUCUUAAGAAUGAACUGUAACUUUUUGUAUCAAAUAAAUAAGACCUUUUACAAAAAAAAAUCCCAGCUAUUUUAUUGAUCAUCAAACUGUUUCAGGUAUUUUACAUGGUGUUAUGAUACACAAUUUUUUUUUUUUUUAGAAGACUUCAUAGAAAGUUCAAAGAAAGUAAACCCAUGUCUUGGCUUUAGCCUGCAGAAAACAU
Messenger RNA from Calidris pugnax (ruff), 1343 nucleotides. It is a transcript of the gene CTHRC1, whose product is annotated as collagen triple helix repeat containing 1. The transcript has 4 exons. The coding region runs from base 12 to 890 and encodes 292 amino acids. The record is from RefSeq and is a predicted model, not a curated record. Lineage: Eukaryota; Metazoa; Chordata; Aves; Charadriiformes; Scolopacidae.